AUGUUUUCAGAAUCCUCACCCCUCCAGUAUUUCUGUAUACUUCAAGUAGAAUGUCACAGUUUUAUACUCAUGUUGGGACAGAAACGCAAAAACCGAACCUUCGGUCAAAUCGCGGAUGCUUCAGAGAUAUACGGUAACAACACGUUCAAAAUGUACAUCGGAAUGACACCUGUUGUCAUCAGUCAGACCCCAGACGCAGCUGAGGGGAGCGACGCCACUCUCUCGGUUGUAACCUGGAGUAUUUAUAUGCUCGGACUGCACCCCAAGACGCAGGCCAAGGUUCACAGAGAGCUUGACGCAAUAUUUGGAACAGACACCAAUCGCUGUGUCACAGCUGACGACCUCAAACGGAUGAAGUACCUAGAGUGCUGCCUCAAGGAAACCAUACGACUUUACCCACCCGUUCCCAUUGUGGGAAGGGUCCUCGAGCACGACCAAGUUAUUGACAACCAAACAGUACCAAAGGGCGUGCAGUUUUUCAUAAACGUCUUCAGGCUCCACAGGAACCCCAAAUACUUCAGCGACCCCGAACGGUACCUUCCAGAACGAUUCAUGAGGGAGGAAACAACGUUUCGGCCACCCUUCGUCUACAUUCCCUUCUCUGGAGGAGCCAGAAAGUGCUUAGGUCUAGACAUUGCGCAUGAACAAGUAGUACGUUUCUCUCUAGGGGUGUUCGUCGUGAUACGUAAGCUCGCCAGUCAGUACCCGGGCCAAACGUCGAAGGUCUAUGUGGGAAUGACGCCAGUCGUCGUGAUCGACACCCCCGGCGCAGUCGAGACGCUACUGACAAGCAGCGUCAACCACCGUAAGCCUUUCAUCUACGACUUCAUCAACUCAUGGCUGGGACAGCAAAACAUUUUGGUGGCGUGA
Molecule: messenger RNA, 870 nt
Organism: Ixodes scapularis (black-legged tick)
Lineage: Eukaryota; Metazoa; Arthropoda; Arachnida; Ixodida; Ixodidae
Product: cytochrome P450 4V2
Exons: 7
Coding region: 1-870 (289 amino acids)
Molecular function (GO): heme binding; oxidoreductase activity, acting on paired donors, with incorporation or reduction of molecular oxygen; iron ion binding
Source: RefSeq, a predicted model, not a curated record